Molecule: messenger RNA, 810 nt
Organism: Nicotiana tabacum (common tobacco)
Lineage: Eukaryota; Viridiplantae; Streptophyta; Magnoliopsida; Solanales; Solanaceae
Source: RefSeq, a predicted model, not a curated record
AUGACGCUAGGCGUUGGGAGGCUUGCCAGGACGCCAUGGGACGCGUCCAAGGGAUCAUGGGCAUGGCUGAAAAGCCGCCCUGGCAUUACACAUGGUCUCGAGAAAGCAAUCGAAAAGGUUCCCCAAGUGUACAGUUUCUGCAAAUGGGGUGCUCUAGUUCUUGCCAUUGUUGCUUCUUUCAGCAGCUUAAUAAGAAAAAACAAGCUUUUAUUCAUUUACGUUCGUAAAAUAAAGCCUUCUGCUGAGCCUCUUCUUCAGUAUCUAAGCGAAGACUUCGACUUCUCAGAUGAUGACGACGACGAUGAAUGCUCAUCGGUUUCAUCAAACGAUGAAGAGUUAACACCAGUUGAUGAAGAUUUUUCAGUUGCAGGUUCGAGUUUCUACUUCAAAGAGCAAGGCCAAAAAAGUAAUUUAAGAAUCAGACGGCGACGGAGCAGCCAUGAACGGUUUCCCUUUAAGGAAUUUGCUGCCGGUAAAAGCGUCGUAAAGUUGUGGGAUAGUUUAACGUUAGGUUUAGACUUUAAUGACUCUUUUAAUAUAAGCGAUUUUACGGUUCUGUCGUCAGAAGUGAGAGAUGAAAAAAACGGCGUCGUUUUAGCUGCUUAUGACACGAGAAUGAAGCGUCAGUCGCCGGCGAUAUGUGCCGAGUGGGGUACUGGAAAGGUGUUGGGAAUCAGUGGCAGUGGCGUUGAGAAAGUUUACGUUAGAGAUGAAGUUGCCGGAGUUUUAACGGUUGGUGACAUGAGGAACGUGAAAACGGCGGUGCAAACGGUGACGAAACUCGAGGGCGCCGUUAACGUUGACGAAUAG